AUGCAACUCGUCGCAUCAACGCCCGAAACUGAUGAGCCCAUGUAUGUGGGAUGUUACAAGGAUACCAACGACCGAGGCUUGCCCGUUUUCCAGGGGAACAUGUAUCCAAUAGAUACGUGCACGGCGGCAUGCAAACUUGGUGGCUAUCAUUUCGCUGCCAUGCAAAACUGGAAGGAAUGCUUUUGCGGAGCUGCAACUGCAGAGUUUGAUAAGCAUGGUCAUGCUCUUGAAAUGGACUGCAAGUCCAGAUGCAAGGACAAGAACGGCUAUUGUGGUGCUGGUCGUCGAAAUUCGGUGUGGACCACCGGCUUUUCAGGUCAAGAGCAGCAAGCCAACUAUGUGGGAUGCUUCAUGGAUGCGAAAAGUCCUCGUGCGCUCACCCCCCAUUGGGCCAGGAAAAAGCAUCGAUGA
Messenger RNA from Seminavis robusta, 411 nucleotides. The record is from the annotation of a GenBank genome assembly. NCBI's taxonomy places the organism in Eukaryota, Bacillariophyta, Bacillariophyceae, Naviculales, Naviculaceae.